Molecule: messenger RNA, 225 nt
Organism: Trichophyton verrucosum HKI 0517
Lineage: Eukaryota; Fungi; Ascomycota; Eurotiomycetes; Onygenales; Arthrodermataceae
Exons: 1
Coding region: 1-225 (74 amino acids)
Source: RefSeq, a predicted model, not a curated record
AUGCCUUUCUUUUCGCGCGUCUUCCGCUCCAAGGACCCUUCGAAGAAGUCUGGCAGGCUCAACGGGCUCCCGCUUGAGCCAGAGAAGCCAACAUGGACCGAUGCAUGGCUCAGGACAGAGGUCGAGCCGGAGGAGGUCGUCGACCUGCUGCUCGGAUGCACCUCUGAGCUCAAAGAUAGGGGUAUCUCCCCCCGUUCUCUUUAUCUAGAUAAUGCGUCUGCAUGA